UUUUAUACUCAUUCGGUCUCUAUUACCAGUUACCACUUCACAGCUAAACCUCAACUUGCUUUUUCAGUUUCCUCCACUACGAAUCUCUAUAUUUCUCUUCCCUCCUAGUUCUUCUCACCUGUUAUUCCUAGUAUAAUACGACGUCGGGUCAUUCGUAAAGAGAUGCUUCCUUUUCAAAGCUACUAUGGUUUUGAUCAACAAGAGAAGAUGAGUCAUGAACCACCAAACUUGGUGGUCAACUUGAUGGACGGUGGAGAUUCAACGAUGAGCUCGGCGUCAAGGGUGGAGAGAAAAUCAGAAGAAGCAUGUCGGAGUCACAAGGAAGCUGAGAGGAGACGCAGGCAGAGGAUUAACGCUCAUCUCUCCACACUUCGUACUCUCUUACCUAACACCACCAAGACCGACAAGGCUUCGUUGCUAGCAGAGGUUGUCCAUCACGUGAAGGAGCUGAGGAAGCGAGCUGAUGACAUGGCGAAACAGGAUGGGGACACGUGGGUUUUUCCGAGCGAGUCGGACGAGGCGAGUCUGAGUUAUUGUGACGAUGACGGUGAUGGUGGUGAUAAUAAUAAUAAUAAUAAUAGUAAUUGUAAGGAGAUGAAAGCAACUUUGUGUUGUGAGGACCGACCCGGUUUGAAUGUUGAUUUGGCCAGAGCCAUUCGGGCGGGUCGGGCCAGGGCGGUCAGGGCAGAGAUGAUGACGGUUGGUGGGCGGACCAAGAGUGUGGUGGUGGUGAAAUGGGCUGAGAGUGUUGGUGGAGAGGAGGAGAUUGGGGCCUUGAAAAGGGCUUUGAAGGCUGUGGUGGAGAACCGGGUCUCGGAUUCUGGGUUGAGCCGGGUUGUGUCUGGAAGUAAACGGGCUCGGGUUUAUGGUUCGGUUAAUGAGGAGGGCGAUAAUGAGUUUUUUUGAUUUGACUCAUUUCUUGGAUUUGUUUUUGGCUUUUAUAGAAUGUAAAGGUGUAAAAAACAAGAAGACAAAGAGCAUUUGCUUCUACCAAAAAAAAAAAAAAAAAGAGCAUUUGCAUGUUGAGUAUAUUCUUCUACCACGUUGUUUCUCAUUCGCUCAUUCCUACAAAUGUAUUGUAAAUGUCAAGAAUAAAACAAAUGUCUUAUUAUUAGUCAGUCCCAAGAAAAAAAAAGCCAAAAAGAGAAGAAAAGAAAUAGAGUUGUAUGGGUAGAAGGAAUAGUAUGAGAUGGAUUGAUUGGGUUUUAAAACAAUGUUGGAGGAGUUUGGUAGAUACAACACUGCAUUACAUAUGCCUAAAACUGAUUAUAUGUCA
Messenger RNA from Quercus robur (English oak), 1276 nucleotides. RefSeq names its product transcription factor bHLH30-like. Gene Ontology annotation, molecular function: protein dimerization activity; DNA-binding transcription factor activity. The coding region runs from base 163 to 906 and encodes 247 amino acids. Gene Ontology annotation, biological process: regulation of DNA-templated transcription. Lineage: Eukaryota; Viridiplantae; Streptophyta; Magnoliopsida; Fagales; Fagaceae. The transcript has 3 exons. The record is from RefSeq and is a predicted model, not a curated record.